This is a messenger RNA of Psilocybe cubensis, 1392 nucleotides long. RefSeq lists its product as uncharacterized. Bases 1 to 1392 code for a protein of 463 amino acids. NCBI's taxonomy places the organism in Eukaryota, Fungi, Basidiomycota, Agaricomycetes, Agaricales, Agrocybaceae. The record is from RefSeq and is a predicted model, not a curated record. Gene Ontology annotation, molecular function: DNA-binding transcription factor activity. Gene Ontology annotation, biological process: regulation of DNA-templated transcription. The transcript is spliced from 4 exons.
AUGGCAUCAUCGAGCCCAGAAUCUUCGCCAGCAUCGACGCGCCAUUCUUCUCUCGACCCUCUUAAAUGUACUCCUCUUCACAACCCUCGCACCCAGGACGUCUUUCAGUCCAUUGUCAAAGGCCGAAAAAGCUGGAAAACACUUCGAGAUGGUCAAGUCGUUUGGCCCCCUGAGCUUGAGGCUGCUCUCAUCGAAGGGCUUGAGAACUAUCAACCGGAUGAUUCAAGAGAGACGCGUCUUCUAGGACGUUUUCCUAUGCGUAACAGAUUUAUUUCGGACUGGAUAUUCGAAAAAACUGGCAAGCGACGAACAGCCAAGCAGGUCGGUAGUCGAUUGCAGCAGCUCAGAGAUACAUGUGGCGGAAAACGACUACUUAACCUUCUUUCGCCCAAUCGACGACCAUGCCGUACCCCUUCGCUUUCGCCCGAGUUCCAACACAAAGAUGGACAUCUAGUCUACGGACCUCCCUCUCUGAGAUACGAAUCUGAGUCUUGCAGUGACUCGACAGCAAGCUCGCCUACGACUCCCACAGAAGCCCAUGCAACAUUGCAGAGUCUUCUAUACAGAGGUGUUGAACCUCGUAUUGAAGAAACUCCAGAUACCAUCGUCUACAUUGAUCUUCUUCCCUUCGAUGCUCCUAUUGACGCUAACGGAAGUGAUAUCGACCCACUUAAAUCCUCUUGGACGUCCUCUCCGAGCCAGGUAGCCGAAGAACGCUCCUGGAUCGAACGAGGAUACAAGGUUGUCCGGGCUUCUCAACAGCCCCGCCAUAUUCGCGAUAUUGAUCCCACAAUCACACUUCUUUCCCAAUCAACCACGUCAGCUCAUUCAUACUUCACCGUAUACACCGAUGAGGGCAUCGCAUUUUCUGAGAUGAGUGUGCUGCAGCCGGUGGAACCCAGGUCAACGGCGGAAACUUCUCACCUAUAUAGCACCUCCCUGGUGCCUGGUUUCUGGAGUACAAUUGCUCAAAGCUCUGACGCCUCUCAAUAUGUAAUCAUUCAGCGAGUAGUUCAAGACCCCGCUUCUUCUUCAGCGUCGUCGUCUACGAUAUUUUCAGCCAUGUACAAGUUCAACAUCACUCAGCCUUCGCACACACAAGACUCCUACUCCGCACACAACAUGAUGCAAAUAGAGACCCAGACACAAAAACAGGACUUUGCAUUUGACAAUCUUCUGACCAUGGACUCGGAAGGCCUCUCCGAUUUGAUGGCCUACCAAAAGGGUCCAAAUUACUUCGACGUACACUCCUAUAUGAGGUCCGACUGGAGUGCCCCGUCUUCAACCGCCUCUGUGUACUCAAGUCCCAUGGACUGUAAUAGACAAAUAUCAGGUAUUAUGCACAACGACCAGCUUAUGUCUCCGACAUCAUCAUUUUCUUCACAUUAUUAG